Messenger RNA from Cavia porcellus (domestic guinea pig), 1718 nucleotides. RefSeq names its product family with sequence similarity 89 member B (gene Fam89b). NCBI's taxonomy places the organism in Eukaryota, Metazoa, Chordata, Mammalia, Rodentia, Caviidae. The record is from RefSeq and is a predicted model, not a curated record. Gene Ontology annotation, biological process: negative regulation of transforming growth factor beta receptor signaling pathway; negative regulation of SMAD protein signal transduction; positive regulation of cell migration. Gene Ontology annotation, molecular function: transcription corepressor binding. Gene Ontology annotation, cellular component: lamellipodium; cytoplasm. Bases 600 to 1064 code for a protein of 154 amino acids. The transcript is spliced from 2 exons.
UCUUUUUUCUGGGGAAGAGGCCAUAGCCUCCUCAGGCAGAACAGGGCUGGACAGUAGCUUUGUGUUGUACUACCCUCCAAUUACUUGUUCUGACCGUUGCUCCUCCCUCCCCUGAGCAUUCUGUUACCCAUCCCACUUCAUGCCCCACCCCAGGUAUUCCUAUGCUGCCUGGCUGUGUGGACCCUAAACAUUGCAUGUUAAGAGCCAAGUGUCGACUUGCCUCAGUCUCCUGUCACCUACUUUUAUAUCCUUCGGGAGGGUAAUUGAACAAAGAUUGUGUAUGGGAUGGGACAGUAAAAAGAACCGCCAAGGAACCAUGUCUGCCUUUUUGGGCCCUUUCACCCUUCUUCCAGCUUCCCUUCUAUGGGUACCCCUGGUAUCUCUUUCAGUUGUGGGCGUUGCAGCCCCACCGCGGUGGCCGUUUAAAAGGAGGCCACGCCCACACUGGGAGGCGGGGCCAAGGCGGGUCCGAGGAGCUGGGGAAAGAACAAAGCGCGGCCUGCGGGUGGCGGUGGGGCCUUGCGGGCAGUGGCCCGGGCGGAGGCCCGGGCGGAGUGUCGCAAAGAGGGAGGUGACGUUGCCCCCACGCCGGCCGGGCCAUGAACGGACUGCCCUCCGCCGAAGCGCCAGGCGGUGUGGACUGCGCCCUGGCUGGGCUCCCGCCGCUGCCGCGCGGCCUCAGCGGCCUCCUGAACGCGAGUGGGGGCUCGUGGCGGGAGCUGGAGCGCGUCUACAGCCAGCGCAGCCGUAUCCACGACGAGCUGAGCCGCGCCGCGCGCGCCCCGGACGGGCCCCGCCACGCCGCUGGUGCGGCCAACUCCGGGCCAGCCGCUGGCCCGCGCCGGCCGGUCAACCUCGACUCUGCUCUGGCCGCGCUGCGCAAGGAGAUGUUGUCUGCAGGUGGGUCUGCGGCAGCUGGACAUGUCCCUGCUGUGCCAGUUGUGGGGCUUGUACGAGUCAAUCCAGGACUACAAGCAUCUGUGCCAAGACCUGAGCUUAUGCCAGGACCUGUCAUCCUCCCUGCACUCGGACAGCUCUUACCCACCCGACGCCGGCCUGUCUGACGACGAUGAGCCGCCAGAUGCCAGCCUGCCCCCUGACCCACCACCCCUCACUGUGCCCCAGACCCACAAUGCCCGUGACCAGUGGCUGCAGGACGCCUUCCACAUCAGCCUCUGAAGAUCUGGGGUCAGUGGGCACGCACCCAAACAAAAGGCUCAAAACUCACCCUUUCAGCAAUCCUCAGAUGACAGUGCCUGCUAUUCCACUGGUACCACCUCACCUUACCUCUCAGGAGGGCAAGGCAUGUGCUCCUCAGGCAAAACUGGCAGCCCCCUCCUGCUUAGCCGGCAUUGGGUGGGCUCCUAGGUUGCAGCCUGUGCCAUGGCACUGGGCCUCCACUUCUGCCACACGUGUGCGCCCCCAGCUCGGCCAACCCUUAGUCUGGCAGUGGGGCCCACAGCAUCUUGCAGUUCCCUUGGUCUCUGGGACUGGGAUGAGUGCCUGGCUCCCAUUUGUUUUUCAUCUUUUGCUGCUCUUGGCAGCUCCUGGCCAGGAGCAUCCCACCUCUGCCCCUGGAUUUCAGAGUCCUGGAUAAGGACUCCAGGACCCACCCUUGCAUCCAGCCAUGGCAGUAAAAGGCUAGGGCCCCAAGCUGGAUAUUUAAAUUUAGGGGCCAGCCUUCUGGGCGCGUCAAUAAAUGCUCUCUUGGCAUUCAA